Camelina sativa (false flax) is the source of this 388-nucleotide messenger RNA. NCBI's taxonomy places the organism in Eukaryota, Viridiplantae, Streptophyta, Magnoliopsida, Brassicales, Brassicaceae. The record is from RefSeq and is a predicted model, not a curated record.
AUGCGUAUAGCUAGAAACAAUGAAGAGAUUACAAAACUAGAAGCUCAAUCAACAAACAAGACGAACAACUUAUCGAGCCAAGCACAUGCCGUAGUUAAUCGUGGUGAUAUUAAUGGUCAGACCAACAUGAAGAAAACGAAGGACGUUCACAGAGUAAAACGAGCUUCCGACAAAAUGGUGUCGUCUAAAAGAGGCUCAAGAACUUGGAAAAUUCCUAAAUACUCAAAGAAGCAGCCUAGAUCAGAUCAAGAACACCCUGGUUUCAAUCUUGAUUAUAUGCAGCCCACAACACACCCGCCGCACCAUAAUUAACGCUUAAUGAUCAUGUAACGAUAGAAACGAAUUUCAUAUCGUGAUUUAUUAUAUAUCAUAACCUUGAGUCACGAAG